GAUCAUUCGGACUGGCGGUUCGAUAGGUGGCUCGUUUUAAUCCAGAACUCAUUUCUCGGCUACAAUCGCUCUGCCAUGUCUGUGGUGAUUGAAACAACCAUGGGGGACUUCACGGUCGAUCUCUUCGUUGAGGAGAGGCCGCGAACUUGUAUGAAUUUUCUGAAACUUUGUAAAUUGAAGUAUUACAAUCUACAACUUUUUUUCAAGGUGACACCGAACUUCGUUUGCCAAGCGGGAGACCCCACUCUGAGCGGAAGGGGCGGGAGCUCCAUGUUCAGUCAUCUUUAUGGAGAGCAAGCGCGGUAUUUCGAAGCGGAAAGCCAGCCCCGAUUGAAACAUCUGAAGCUGGGAACGCUAUCGAUGGUCAACAACGGUGAAGGGAUGUUGGGCUCUCAAUUUCUCAUAACUUUGAGCGACAACCUCGACUACUUAGAUGAGCAGGGACAUUGUGUCUUCGGAGAGGUUGUUGAAGGCAUGGAGUUCCUCGAGAAAAUCAACGAGGUCAUUUGUGACAAAGACGAGAGACCUAUGCAAGACAUCUUGAUUUCGCACACUGUGAUCCUGGACGAUCCUUUCGCAGAGCCCGAGAACUUGGAAUAUCCGGCAUCCCCCGAAGUUACCCUCGAGAUGCUGAAAUCCGACCGUAUCGCCUGUUAUGAAGACAUCGCCGAAUAUGAAGGCCGCACAGCAGAAGAGAUCGAAGAGGCGUUGAAGGAGAAGGAAGCGAAAGCUCAAGCGACGGUCUUGGAAAUUAUCGGGGAUCUCCCAGACGCGGACAUAGCACCUCCGGAGAAUGUUCUCUUCGUCUGCAAACUCAACCCGGUGACGAACGAUGACGAUCUCGAGCUGAUCUUCUCGCGUUUCGGAGAAAUCAGAGGUUGUGAAAUUAUCCGCGACAGGAAAACGGGGGAGAGUCUUCAGUACGCCUUCAUCGAAUUCGCCAACAAGGAGUCUUGUGAACAAGCUUAUUUCAAGAUGGAUAAUGUUCUCAUUGACGACAGAAGAAUCCAC
Molecule: messenger RNA, 1011 nt
Organism: Galendromus occidentalis (western predatory mite)
Lineage: Eukaryota; Metazoa; Arthropoda; Arachnida; Mesostigmata; Phytoseiidae
Product: peptidyl-prolyl cis-trans isomerase-like 4
Exons: 3
Biological process (GO): protein peptidyl-prolyl isomerization
Cellular component (GO): nucleus
Molecular function (GO): peptidyl-prolyl cis-trans isomerase activity; RNA binding
Source: RefSeq, a predicted model, not a curated record